AUGGCUCGAAUGGACACUAACGGAUACUCCAACGGAUACUCUAAUGGACAUUCCAACGGGUACUCCAAUGUGCACUCUAAUGGACAAUCUAAUGGCCACAGCAACGGAUACUCUGAUAGCCUCAAGGAAAACUAUGAGGCGAGAACGUCACGAGGCGAGGACACUAUGCGCGGAUACGAUCACAUCCACUGGUAUGUAGGCAAUGCCAAGCAGGCCGCCUCGUACUACAUCACGCGUAUGAACUUCCACCAUGUCGCCUACCAGGGCCCCGAGACCGGGUCCCGGUACUGGGCCUCAUACACUAUUGCCAACGGCUCUGCUCGCUUCGUCCUGACCUCGCCAGUCCUAGUAUAUGAUGCUACGUGGAUCGACUGUUACAAGCAACAAAAGGAACUCCACCCUAACGUUAAAGAGGGUGAACAGUAA
Alternaria postmessia is the source of this 426-nucleotide messenger RNA. RefSeq lists its product as uncharacterized. The transcript is spliced from 2 exons. NCBI's taxonomy places the organism in Eukaryota, Fungi, Ascomycota, Dothideomycetes, Pleosporales, Pleosporaceae. Bases 1 to 426 code for a protein of 141 amino acids. The record is from RefSeq and is a predicted model, not a curated record.